AUGUACGAAUACUGCUCAGUUGUAAUUAAGAAAUAUUCUAAGUAUACAAUUCCCUCUUUUGCUCCAAAUGGGUUUUGUUCCAUGCUUGAACCCCCUCAAAUAGACAAGUGGCAACAUCUUUCCACUAACUGCACUCUUCAAUUUCGGGUUCUUUUAAUGGACUCCGGACAAGUUCUUAUUCAUGUGGUUCUCAAUAACUCAACUCUUCUCGAAAAUAUUCGGCUACCGCUAGGGGAUAAUCAAGAUCUGAUACAAUUUUCAUGUAAAUGCCCUAUAAUCUCUUGUAAAUAUAUCUCCGAAGAAUUUGGGCCCAGAAUGUUGAGGAGGUUUCAGAUCAAUUUACCCAAUGACAUUGAGUUCAACAGAGCUAUUGUUUCUUUGAAGAAUCUCAAUUUUGUCUUAAGAACAGCUAAGACAUCAAUAGCUCAGAAUACAAUAACAAGCCAGGUGUUAGACAUUAAUAAUGGUAAAAAGGUUAAUUUCGCUGAGGGUACAAAUACUAGUAACUACGCACAUUCCAACACACAAUUUCAAACCCAAAACAUGAUUACGGAUUUCAGCCAACGUUGCCAGGAGAAAUCUGAAAGAGAGCCAAGUAAUCGUUCAAAUAUAACUUUGCCACAGGAUAACUUCCCAAUAGGUCAACAAAGCUGGCCAAACACAGAGUUAAAUGUAGUACACUCUUCACAAGACCUCAAUACUCCAUCGGCUACGCAAACUGUGCUGAGUCGCCCCGAACCGCUAAAUGUGCAGCCAUCGGAAGUUUCUCAAUCUUUAGCAAAGACUACCAGCUGCCUUCCCAACAUUGGAAACCAAAAAAACCAAACUGAGACUAUUUCUGAUUUACUUUCAAGAAAAGACAUCGCCCCGUGUAAACCUGGCUUAAUGGAGGUUGUUCACUUGCCAAAGGAGAGGGUAGAAAAGGAGAGUCGAAUGCACAGCACCACUGGUUUAGUUAAAACACCAACAACAACCGUAUGGAGUCUAGAGAAAGAAAAUACGAUAAGGCAAAAUUCCAAUAAUAAGGAAAAUGCCGAUAAUAAGCUAAGCGACUCCCAAAAAUCCAGAGGUAUAAAUACACCUAAUAGGAGAACAGAAAUACCGCUGAACGGCACACUUAACGGAACGAAGGAAGAGGUAUCGCUAGGUGGAGAAAUAACGAUAAGCGUCAAAAAUGCUAAUCGGAAUGCGUCAAGAAAAAUAUCUAAGCGGCUAAUCAAGGAAAAGUUAAAGGACAAAGAAUUCAUGAACUGGGUCAAUAAGGUUGAAACGGUUCUCAAUAAAAUGUUCGAAAAGUGA
Saccharomyces paradoxus is the source of this 1299-nucleotide messenger RNA. RefSeq names its product Rec114p (gene REC114). NCBI's taxonomy places the organism in Eukaryota, Fungi, Ascomycota, Saccharomycetes, Saccharomycetales, Saccharomycetaceae. Bases 1 to 1299 code for a protein of 432 amino acids. The record is from RefSeq and is a predicted model, not a curated record. The transcript has 2 exons. Gene Ontology annotation, biological process: reciprocal meiotic recombination.